AUACCAAAAACAUUCAUCAAGAUUAACUAGAAGUCUACUAGAAAGAUGAAAACCCUUUCACUCUUCGGCCUUGCCUUGGCCUUCUGUUUCCUAUCUGGUGCUCAUCCUGCUCAAAUAACUUUUACAAACAAUUGUCCUACAACUGUAUGGCCAGGAACUCUAACUGCGGACCAGAAACCUCAACAAUUAAAUACUGGAUUUGACUUGGCAUCCAAAGCAUCCACAUCAAUUGAUGUCCAAGCUCCAUGGAUAGGCCGGUUCUGGGCCCGAACACGAUGCAACACGGACGCUUCGGGAAAGUUCACUUGUGAAACUGCUAAUUGUGGAUCCGGGCAGGUUGCAUGCAACGGCGCCAGUGCAAUCCCGCCAGCUUCUUUGGUAGAAAUCAACAUAGCAGCAAAUGGUGGAAAGGAUUUCUACGAUGUCAGCCUUGUAGAUGGCUUCAACCUCCCUGUUUCGGUUACCACACAAGGUGGGAACGGUGAUUGCCAACCCUCAAGCUGCCCUGCAAACGUGAAUGAUGUUUGCCCUACUAAUCUGCAAGUGAAAGGAUCUGAUGGGAGCGUAAUCGCUUGCAAGAGCGCAUGCGCAGCGUUCAAUCAGCCACAAUACUGUUGCACUGGCGCUAAUAAUACCCCAGAGACAUGUCCACCCACAAACUAUUCCAUGAUCUUCAAAAACCAAUGCCCUAAAGCUUAUAGCUAUGCUUAUGAUGAUAAGAGCAGCACAUUUACCUGCUCCGGUGCACCAAACUAUAUUAUCACGUUCUGUCCUUGAACUUAUGGAGACGAAUUAUGUAUUCCUUACUCUCUAUAGUAAUAAUUAAGAUAGCAAUAAGUACUGUCAUUGACAAAGGCACAUGCAUGAGCUCAUGCAAGACUUUGGACAGUUAUAUUAUUAGUGGGCUUUUGCCAAUUAUGGUUUAUGUUUAGUUGCGCGCAUUUAAAAAGGCUAGUUGAUUUAGUGAUCAUUAAGAUCCUGUUUGUACUUUGUUCCUUAUCAUUUUCUCAAUCAA
Molecule: messenger RNA, 1015 nt
Organism: Corylus avellana
Lineage: Eukaryota; Viridiplantae; Streptophyta; Magnoliopsida; Fagales; Betulaceae
Product: thaumatin-like protein 1
Source: RefSeq, a predicted model, not a curated record